This is a messenger RNA of Colletotrichum karsti, 945 nucleotides long. RefSeq lists its product as uncharacterized. The record is from RefSeq and is a predicted model, not a curated record. NCBI's taxonomy places the organism in Eukaryota, Fungi, Ascomycota, Sordariomycetes, Glomerellales, Glomerellaceae. Bases 1 to 945 code for a protein of 314 amino acids. The transcript is spliced from 2 exons.
AUGGGCAGCGGCUCGAAGGCUCUCAGUACCCAGCAGCACCAGCCGUCUGAGGAUACUUAUAUCCCCAUAAUCAAGGGCAUCGUCAAGGGCAUCCAUGGCCUCAAAUUUCCAAGCGGCGCCAUCAUCGCUCCUGAAGCUAGAAAGACCUUCAUGGUCUUGUUCUAUGAGCCUGAGCCGCUUGAGCCCCUUCAGCCGCUGAGUCUGAGUGACCAGCAGAAGAGCCUGCUUGCCGCAUCUCGCGCCACCGUCCUUUUGGAGACUGCCAUUGAGCUUAUCAGCAAGCCGCAUGGUUCUGUGCUCACCAUUUGGCGUGCUGGUGCCAAGGAGCUGCUUCAGAAGAAGUUUGGCACGGCCAAUAUCAACCCGGCUUUGGUGGCUACUGUGAUGAACGCUCUUGUUCGCGCGCGCCAGUCUUAUCUAAAGCAGCCCACACCUCCAGGACCCCUUGAGGCUAGCUUUGGCCCUUUCUUAAGGGCCAUGGAUCACUGGAUUGCCAUUCGAGAAGCUCGCCCAGGUACGCACCACGAUGCUAGUGGUGUUGGCGGCGGCAGACACGACAGCACACAAGCUGCCAUGCACUUCAACAAGCAGGGUGCCAAAGAGAAGAAGGGCGAGACUCCCAACCAAAAGAAGGACACGAACAAGGAGCCCACAGCAGAUCACUCAGUCCUUGACUCGGAUGAGCCCGCUCUUGCCGCCUCCAACGAGAGGAUCGACUCUCUCGAGGCCGACAACCAGCUUCUCCGCACCCACAACGGGUCGCAGUCCGACAGAAUCGACGAGUUGACGGAGAAUGGCAAGAAGAUGUGGUACGAGCUGCGGCGCCAGGUCAACCCGAUCCAGCGGGCCAAGGGCCAGCCUGAGUGGGAGGAGGGCGAUAUGGACAAGUAUCUGGAGAGCCUCGACCACUUUUCGUACGAGAUGGAGGAGGACGGUGAGCUUUGA